Copidosoma floridanum is the source of this 948-nucleotide messenger RNA. Its product is annotated as non-canonical pre-mRNAs endonuclease FASTKD5, mitochondrial-like. Lineage: Eukaryota; Metazoa; Arthropoda; Insecta; Hymenoptera; Encyrtidae. The record is from RefSeq and is a predicted model, not a curated record.
AUGACGUAUGGACGAAUACCUUUUAAUGGAUUAAAUUUUCUCAGAUUAUCACAGUUUACAGUUAAAAGUCUAAGGUCUUUGAACUUUGGACAUCUCAGUCGUAGUAAUCUGAUGCAUCUCAUGUUUUUUAUGAAAGUCAACAAAAGAAUAGGCAUUUCUUUGAAUGCCAAUGAACAUCAUAUCUGGAAACAUUUUGAUGAAUUUACUAUGACAGAAUUAGGAAUACUUGCCAUGGCUUUUUUUAAAAAUGAAACUAAAAUUCAAGAUAAACAACGUUUGUUGAAAAUCAUGCAAAAGCUUAAGAAUAAUAUUGACACUGUCAACGACAUAACUUUGAAUGCAUGUUUGAAGAUCUUGAGAUACAGUGUCACUCUAAAUUUAUUGGAACAUUUUACUGAUUUGCUUCUAUCACUAGCAGAUCAAGUACCACAUCGUACUUUGGAAACUAUAACUCAAAUAGCACAUGUACAAGCUAGUUCCAUAGUGCAUAAUAGACAAAUAAUAUUAAAAAUACUCGAGAGAUACAAGCAAGAAAUUGGUCAAGCUAGACUAAAAGACAUAGAAAGAAUAGCAUUUGUAUUAUAUACUUUUAAUUAUGAUCCUGAAACGACACACUUUUACUCAGAUGCUACCAAAGAGCUCUUGAAUCCUAAAAGAGCAGAAGAAAUUAAAAGAUUUCCAAAAUCAGCUGUAUAUACAUUAAUGUACAUUACCCAAGUGAAUUACUAUUCAGAAGAGACCUUAAGUUAUUUUAUGAGUCGGGAAUUCAUUGAAAAAUUAUCUCAGGGUAAUUGGAAUAAAUUAAAUCGAGAAUAUUUAAUUCUUGAUUACUGUUUGGAAAUAGAUCAUCCCGAAUAUCGAGGUCCUAGAAUAGAAAAAAAUUUACUAGAACACCUCAAGGGCACGAGUUACUUUUUAUCCCUCAGAAUCUUUGUUUUAAGCUUAUAG